Molecule: messenger RNA, 5487 nt
Organism: Haplochromis burtoni (Burton's mouthbrooder)
Lineage: Eukaryota; Metazoa; Chordata; Actinopteri; Cichliformes; Cichlidae
Gene: slc25a14
Product: solute carrier family 25 member 14
Exons: 8
Coding region: 127-1107 (326 amino acids)
Biological process (GO): mitochondrial transport
Cellular component (GO): mitochondrial membrane
Source: RefSeq, a predicted model, not a curated record
GGUCACAACAAAUAUGACGGCUCUCCUCACCGCGUUCGAUACUGCGGGGCGUCUCUUUCCGGCGCAGUAUGCUGGGAUGCUGAUGCUGAGGCACUUCGUUGAUCUGUAGCAUCCUCUUUUACCUCAAUGUUUGUCGACAUGUUGUAUUGUCUGAGGUGGCAGCACUGCGUUGACCUCUGUCUGGGUGGUCUUCUUCUAUUUUUAGCGGGGCUGCAGCAGGUGGAAGCAGCAGCCGCCACCACGGAGAUGGCCAACUUGAACUGGAAGCCGUUUAUCUACGGAGGGAUGGCCUCGAUUGUCGCAGAAUUCGGCACAUUUCCCAUUGACCUUACUAAGACCAGACUACAGGUCCAAGGUCAGUCUCAGUACACAGAGGUGCGCUACAGAGGCAUGUUCCAUGCUCUGUUCAGGAUCGGGAAGGAGGAGGGCAUUCGGGCGCUCUACUCUGGAAUUUCCCCGGCUCUUUUGAGACAGGCUUCUUACGGGACAAUCAAGAUAGGAACCUACAAUUCUCUGAAGAGGCUAUUUGUCAGUCAGCCAGAAGAUGAGACGAUGGUCAUCAACGUCUUCUGCGGUGUCGUGUCUGGAGUCCUGUCGUCCUCUUUGGCCAACCCUACAGAUGUUCUCAAGAUCAGAAUGCAGGCACAGGGCAGCCUGCUCCAAGGCAGCAUGAUGUCCAACUUCAUCAACAUCUACCAGACAGAGGGCACCAGAGGGCUGUGGAGAGGUGUCAUCCCCACAGCACAGCGAGCAGCUAUUGUUGUCGGAGUGGAACUUCCUGUCUAUGACAUAACAAAGAAGCACCUCCUUCGUUCCGGCCUCAUGGGAGACACUAUUUUAGCACAUUUCAUUUCAAGUUUUGCAUGUGGCUUGGCGGGGGCACUGGCCUCCAAUCCUGUAGAUGUGGUCAGAACUCGAAUGAUGAACCAGCGAGUUUUGUCUGGAAACCCCAUUUACAAAGGAACAUUGGAUGGACUGAUGCAGACGUGGAGGAAUGAAGGCUUCUUUGCUCUUUACAAGGGAUUUUGGCCUAACUGGCUACGACUGGGACCUUGGAACAUCAUUUUCUUCAUCACCUUUGAGCAGCUGAAGAAGCUCCCAUUUUAACAAGAGCCGGUAGUGCGACUGUGUGGGUCGGUUGGACUGUGUCAGAGAUAAGUGGGGCAUGAGCAUGGCACCAGACGAUUUGGCAAAUCUAUAUUCACACUCCCUUUGAACGAAAACCAGUUUCAUUUCAAGGUUGUUUUUUUUGUUUUUUUAUUGUUACUGAUUCUGUUUUAAAGACUGCUGUGGUUAAUGAUUUCGCUCACCAUUUCACACUCCUCAGGCAGCUAAAUGCGUAGUUCUAGCAAAAGAGGGAAAGCUUAGAGGACAAUGUGUUUUGUUUUGUUUUUCUCAGCUGAUGAGAAAUAGAUUAGUGUGGAUUGCAUGACGGGAUUUUUAAACUUGGGCUUUCCGAGGACAGAGUGAAAAUUUCUAAUUAUUUGCUCAGGAUUCUUAGACACAGCUGACGCACGUACGGAGGAAAAAGGGCGUUAGAUUUUAAAAAGAAUGUGUAGAAAGCUUUGUUUUAGGGGAAAGAUGGCGCAUGAAAUUUGCUCAGAAAAUCUCAUUUUAACUGCUGAAUAGAGGAAUGGUGCGAAUGAGUGGUACACGUGACAAAGUGACUGUUACUGGUAGUCACAGUAAUAAGAGAGAUGAAGUUACAACAGAGUUGACACUGUUACAGAGAGAUGAUGGCUCUUCCAGUGAGCUUUUUGUUCAUCUAAAGGUUUUUGUUAUUCAUUUGUUCUGUUUUGUUGUUUUACAGUCAGAAAUCUGAACCAUCUGAGCCUGUGAAGAGUAAAUAGCACAUCAGCUCUUAUUAAGAAGUACUUGAUUCAAAGCAGCAGCCAAUCCUUAACAAAAAGGUUGUUUUGUUUAUUUUUUUCAGUUCUGUUCACAUCCAUCUGAAUCAGUAUUAGGAUGUAGUCGGUGGUGGGCAGAGAGCUUGCUGCCACACAAACAAGAGAACAAUCAGUACAUAGUGUAAAUGUAUGUACAGACACAUUCACACUCAGAGGUGGAUGUAUUUUACCUGAGGCAUGUUCCUGUACAUACAAGGCCUUAUCGUUCCUCUUUUAACCUCAGUUCCUGUGCCAAAUUGCGUCCCGUCCCGAACUUGCACUUGGUCUUUGUAAUAAGUCACUGUAGUUGAUGUAGAUUACUCGGUGACAUGUGCACAUUUGUAAAUCACAUUCUCUGAACUCCACCCAUGUAAAACAGACCAGACAUAUUUACAUUUAUUUUUAACUGCUUGUUUAAAUUUUAUUUAAAAUAAACAUUUUCUUUCCUCAUUUUGUGUCUGGGUGCUGGUCAAAUUCAGUUUUUUUUUUUUGCUUAAUUUAUCAAAAUCCUUUAACAGCACUGUUAUAGGCAGCCGUGCUCUUUAGGUUAUAUUUGACUAAUAUUUCAUAAACCAGCACCACGUUGGUCAUACUCAUCCACAUAGCUGUGCCAUCUUUCUCUCAAAUGCUAAAAAAAACCCUGAUUGGAUUUUGUGAAUCCGUUUCUUCUUGUAAUUGCAUCACCCAGUCUCCUCUAGUUUUGAUUAAAAGACGCACACGGUGUCCACUGGUACUGAAUCAUUGCAGCUGCAGAAAUGUCUGGGUUUUGUUUUUUUGUUUGUUUGUUUUUUUUAGGCUGCUUUUGCACUACGUACAGUAGUCCUCCUUUCCUGCCCUUUAAUUACAUGUGCUUAAUAAUCUGGCCCUGAGAGCGCUUUACUUUGUCUCAGCAUCUCAACUCUUCUCUAUCAUGCUUGCUUGUCUCUUUCAAACACCUUUGGGCAGCACUCUUCCAUAGGAGCAUUAGGAUCAUAAUUUUAUGCAUCUUGUAGUUUAAUUGGAACAAUUUGUUAACUGCGUAACACAAUUUUCAUAAAGGCAGCUGUUUAAGUGCCCUGCUUAAGCCUGGGCCUUUGUGUACUCUAAUGAUGCUAAUCAAACAAACGGGGCACAUGGUACCCACCGAGUUCUCCUUAAUUGAGCCUGACUUUAAAAUCCUAAGUAAAACAGACAGUCUUCCAGUGUAAAUGCUGUCGUCCUGUGCACAGUUUUUAAAGUGACUAAUGGUGAAUAAAGUUUUCCGAGGAGGAGUUGGUAGGUUUUACCUGUCCUCAAACUGCUGUAGCAUUUAAUUUCUUUUCCAGUUUGUGCUCCAGAGUUUGUAGUGAGCCGUUUCACUUUGCGUCUUUGUACGUCUAAGUGUGACGUGCUGCUUUCAGAGGUCACUUUAAAAUAGGUUUUCCUGGAGUCCUGGGAGCGUUGUGCUGUUACAGCCUUACACUGUACAUCAAUCACCUGUUAGAGAUGAUAUUCUGUAAUUAUAUUCUUCCAGUCCUGUUCUGACAGCUCAUCACUGCACUGAGUGUACGGAGUACUGAUUUUUUGCACUUCAGUUUUAUUUUUUGUCUGCACACUGGUAAUCUGAGUACAAGGUUUAAUCCACGGAGUGGGUUAAAGACUCAGGUGGAGAUGCAGCUACACAGGGAUGUUUUUCAUAACAUGGGUACAUCUGAAAACAAAGAUGUGUCUUCAGUUUUGGCUUCAGUCCACACUUGAGUAACAAUGCUGCAGUUCUAAGUCUGUUUAAUAAUUUCUUUUAUUAAAAAAUAUCAGCAGGGAAUUCUAGGCAGAAGGAAAAAGUGUAGACCUGCCUGAUUUCAAACUUGGGUUUUUGUUUUGUUUGUUAAAUUAAAUUGUUUUGUUUCCUCCUCAAUAACUUCCAUUAAUAUACUGAAGUACUUUAAACAUAUGCUGCAGUAUAUGUUUAUAAUGCUUUUCUUGGAUGGAAACCUUUGAUGUGCAAACAGCAUUUUCAGAUGUAUCCAUGUAAAUGUGGAUAAUAUUGAACAUUUAGUUAAUAUACAAUUGUCUUCGAUUCAUGCAACAUGAUACAUGUAAACUAAUUUUUUUUUUUUUAAAUGAUGAAAUUACUGGAAAACCAAAUUGUCAUUUGGACUGAAGAACUUUAACUUUAAUUCUCUUUGGACAAACCUUUUCAAGCUGUUAACUUGGGUAAAGGAUGGUACACAAAAACAUAAUUAUUUAUUAAAUCUGAGUAUAACGGCUACUUUUUGCACAUUGUUGUGAAUGUAAAUGUGAUUGUGAUACUCAGACAGGUAAAUGAUGAGGCUUUCUGUCGUGUACUUAUUUAUGAACAGAGCUGAACUGAACAACAGUUGAAGGUCUGUUCAUUUAAAUUUACAGAACACGUUUUCAUCUCACUCCUUCUAAUGUUCUGUAAAACCAGGAGUGCUGACUGACAUUCGCUCUCAUAUUUCAUGUUUCCACGAAUGUAUGUCACAGUGGGGUAAUUCACUUACUGCUCAACCUGUUUUUCUGCUUUCCAGUUUCCCCUGUGAUAUGUCUACAGUUCAGAUGAUGAAUGCUCAUAAUAUCAGCAACAUAGAAAUAAUCCCUGUAAUUCAAAACCCCAGGCUUCAGAUUGCUCUAAAUGGCAAGUUUCAAGUCUUUUUUUUUUUUUUUUUUUUGGGUGGGCGCGGGGGGGGGGUGUUCUCCUCAAAUUUAAAUGAAUGAUGUCAAUCAGGGUGGAUACCCCAAAUAUGGUCAUCUUAUGUACAGGGCUGUGGCUGUGACCACAGAGGCCCCACCCACAUGCUGCGUGUGUGUCAGGGACAGCCAAUUUAGAGGGUUUGAUUCAGACACAGGAUGAAUUGAGGGGCUGAGCAAGUGUCCAGUCUAAGAUAAAUGGGAUCAUUUGAAAUUGAGAACUGUGUAAAUCCACUGUAGUACAGUCCAACGGUAAAACCACGGAGCUGGAAAUUCACUGUAAUGUUCUGUGAACUGUUCAGCUUUUAAAUGUCCAAAGGUUUCUCUUCUUUUCUGAUUGUCAAAUAUUUAGAAUCAUGAUUGUACAGGGUCAUUUUAUGUUUGAAGAUGACAUUUCAAUUUUUUUUUUUUUUGGCUGAUCUUAUGUGACAAUCUGUAGAUUUGUCUAUUUAUUCGACUGUCUUCAGUUAACCUGAAGUCAAGACAUGUUUAUUUUAUUUGUUUGGGUGAUUUUAUUUAAACUGUUCAGGUGCUAUGUGUCAACCACAUUAUUUCACAUUUUCGGGCCUAGUAAUUUUUCCCACCGGUGUGUGCCAUGUUGUUAUUUAUUUUUACUCUUAUUAACAAAACUAAAACACUGUUACACUGACUUAACGGCCAAUAAUUUAGUGUUAAAUUUUGAGCAUUUGGCAUCAAUGAUCUUUGUGAUGCAGGGGAAAUGGGUUUUUCUGGACACGUAGUGUAUUGUUUUUAUUGUUUAGUCAUACUUCAUGAAAACAUGUAAUUGAAGGUUGGAUUUCAUCUAUUAAAGGCAAUGUUUCUUGUCCUGAUGGGUCCGGACACACUUAAAUUUCAUCAUUUUACUGUUUAAAGUAACUUAAUUAUGAAACUUUGUAACUGCCAAAUUUUCGUCUUCUUUUAAAGUCUGAAAGCA